AUGGCGGACUCGGCGCCGCCGCCCCGGCGCGCUGCCCCCCGCGCCACGUGGGUGCGGGCCCGCAAGGCGCGGCCCCAGCUCGCGCUCGGCCGCCGGCGCCGCCGCCAGCUCGCCUCGCUGCGCGGGCUCGGCCGGAAGCGCCUGCGGCGGCGGCUCCUGCAGGCCCAGGCGGCCGGCGCGGACUGGCGGGCGGCCGGCUGCCCCUCGGCGCGCGCGGCCCCCCGGCCCGCGCCCGCCGCCCCGCGCCCCGCCGCGCCCCCCGCGCCCCCCGCGCCCGCCGCCCGCCGCGCCCCGGCCGCCGCCCCGGCCGCCGCCCCGAGCGCCCGCCUCCCGCCGGCGCGGCCGCUGGGCCCGGGCCGCGCGCUGCUGCUGCUGCCGCUCGAGAAGGAUUUCACAUUCAGCGGGAUCUGUCGGGUGACCUGCCUCUAUGGCCAGGUGCAGGUGUUUGGUUUUGCCAUCAGCCAAGGCCAGCCCCCCCAGGAUGUCUUCUCUACCUAUACCCACUCUCGCCUGACCAUCAGCUCAGUUCACUACUUAAUGCCUGAGAGAAGCAGGAAGGAGAUAAAAAGGGAAGCCCGGGCUUUGCUCCGACCGCACCUUAACCGAGAGGACAGGUGUUGGCUGAUGAAGAAUUUUUCUCCUCUGUGCUCCAUUGUACUGCUGGAACAACUGAAAACCCCCACCGUGAACUUCAUCAACAGCCAUCCGGGCUUGUCGUAUAUUUUCGUACAAGAGAGUCCAACUUCCCAGAUUAAUGCUGAAUCUCUAGCCUUGAGAUCUGUCGGCAUUAGAAAAGAGAAAAAGAGAAAAAAUGGCCUUCGUUUAACUGAGAGUGCCCUCUCCGCCCUGGAAGAGCUGGUCAGCGUCGCCUGUGAGGAAGUCGAUGGCUGCCCUGUCAUUCUGGCGUGCGGGCCCCAGGACAUCGGGAAGUCCACGUUUAAUCGAUACCUGAUUAACCAGCUCUUGAAUAGUCUUCCUUGUGUUGACUAUUUGGAGUGUGAUCUGGGACAGACAGAAUUUACUCCUCCUGGCUGCAUUUCCUUAGUCAGUGUCACGGAACCAGUUCUGGGACCACCUUUCACCCACCAGAGGACACCACAGAAAAUGGUGUAUUAUGGGAAGCCUUCCUGUAAGAAUAACUGUGAGAGUUACAUUGAAAUAGUCAAGUACGUGUUCAGCGCCUACAAGCGGGAGUCCCCGCUCAUCGUCAACACCAUGGGCUGGGUGUCGGAUGACGGGCUCCUGUUGCUCAUCGACCUGAUCCGCCUGCUGUCUCCCAGCCAUGUGGUUCAGUUCAGCUCCAGCCGCAGCCCGUACAUGCCGCGUCUCACCCCCGACUACGUCGACGACAUGGACGGCUUGUACACGAAGAGCAAGAUCAAGGUCAGAAACAGGGGUUUCCACCUGGCAGAAUUCGCGGAGACUUUGGACUUUGCUGAUGACGAGAAGGAGAGUCCGGUGGUGUUCACUGGACACAAACUGAUGAGCGUGCAGUCGGAGUUUGCAUUCAGGAAAACUUCAAGAAAUAGGGAGUGGCACAACAGGAUUUUCCGUGAUUUGGCGGUGUUGGGUUACCUGGGCCAGCUGCAGCCCCCGGUGCCAAAACCACUCUGCCCCUUGCAGGGUCUGAAGCCCUAUCAGGUCCCUUUCAAUGCUGUCGCGCUCCGGAUCGUCCACUCCGAUGUGGCCCCUGCCCACAUACUGUACGCCGUGAACGCCAGCUGGGUGGGCCUCUGCAAGAUCAUGGAUGAUGUCCGCGGAUACACGCAUGGUCCUAUCCUGCUCGCCCAGACGCCCAUCUGUGAUUGUUUGGGGUUUGGAAUCUGCAGGGGGAUCGACAUGGAGAAGAGGCUUUACCACAUCCUCACCCCUGUGCCCCCGGAACAGCUAAGACAUGUGAACUGUCUGCUGGUUGGGGCCGUGUCCAUCCCACAGUGCGUCCUCAAGUGCCAGCGCGGGCCCGAGGGCACAAUCCCUUACAUCACCACGGACUAUAACUUUAAACUUCCUGGUGCGUCAGAGAAAAUUGGAGCAAGAGAAUUCGAGGAAACACAUAAAGAGAAAGUGCACCCGAAGCCUAAACUCUAUCGGAAAACGAACUGAUGUUGCUCUUUUCAGUAAGGGAAAGGAAUUUUUGACCAAAAAGCCUGCCUUUGUCUCCAGCCUGGCCCGCGUAGUCGUGGGCUUCUCUGUGCGGAUGCUUGCGCUGCAGACAGUGCCUCGUGCGGGACUCGUGGGCAUGCCGGCGUCUGCCCCAGCUGCAUGACCUGGAGUUUUGCCCUCGUCAUCUGUGUAGAUAACCAUUUGCUACCUAUUUUAUUUUCUAAAGGGAUAAAACAGCAAGGAGAGGUUUGUAUACCAUUAAAACAGAAAGAACGUGGUUCUGCAGAAAGUUCCUGAAGGAUCUAAUUGUUGGAAUCCAAAUAAGAACAGAGAAACUGGGGCCGCUGAGAUGUGCCUAGGAGGAAGGCAGGCUGGCCGGGGUUGGUCAUGGGCACCCCGCCUGUGAGGCUACCUUGCUCCCACCCGCCUGCCGGGGCACAGACAGGACAGGUGUCCCAUGGGGAGGGGGGCGGGCCUUCUGGGGGCUUAGUGCCGCUCCUCGCCCGGAGGGUUACAAGGCUGUGUUUGGUCUCUUCAUUGUAAGGGUUUCACAGUUUGGACCCAGGGCCCUUUUUAUUUAUUUUUUUAUUCUAAUGGUUUCUUUUGAGAUUUUAUUUAUUUUUAUACAGAAGAGCUGGGGUACAGGCCAGAGGUGCAGGGGGUGAGAGGACUCACCAGAGACAGAGUGGGGAGCAGAGCAGGCGGAUCCACUGAAAUCCACUGCUGAGGGGAGCAGCAGGGAGACAGGCGAGGUCUGCUGCGCCAUGUGGGUCACCUCCCUGGCCGGGGAUCGAACUCUCACUGCAGUGGCUGCUGAUAGCUUGAUAGCGCUGAGACUUAACCCCUGCGCCACACAGAGGCCCUGGUUCAUAUUUUUUGAAACAUCUCAAAUCCAGAAGCCUCUCCUGGGGGCUCCGCACUCUUCAUCCUGGUUGACUUCUCAUCUGGGACAGAAGGCCGGCGUGGGCAGGGCUGGCGCUGGUAGCAGGGCUGGCACUGGCAGAGCCUCAUGUGUAAAGCCUCGUAGUUUUGCCUCUGAUUGCUGGACCUGAACUUGCACACAUGUUAGAGCUGGCCCCUGGGGAACAGGAGGUGGUGAGGGUGACUUCUGCCCUGGUUGGGGGCGGGGGGGUGUUGGAAAAACAAUGAAAACCUGUACUUCGCCCCGUAGUAGCCAUGCUGCUUUACCCUCGGGGUUGGAGGUGGUCGCGGUGGGCACAGGUGCCCACGCUGGGUGAAGCCCUUCCUGCGUGUGAGACUGAGAUGCACAGGAGGCAGCAUUUCAAACUGGCAGAUUGGAUCCCGGCAGGUCAGCUUUAUCGGGGUGUGUGGGUUCUGACGCUUAGGCCGGUGACUGGCAUUGUGGGGGCUCUCUCCUGGCCCCCCACAUCUCACCCACCCACAGCGGAGGACUUAACGGAUGCAUGCACGAGCCCUCCAGGGUGAGUUUUGACACCCUUCACACCAGCUGAGGUCCAACCUCUUAGUUGCCUGUACAUGGUUUUCUGUCUUGACCCUGCAAAGAAUUUCGGUGGACAGCCCUCCUUCCCACAGCAGCAGGCCCGCAGCACCUUUCCUCUGAAUCCUGGCUUGGCUUCUCCCCCCACCCCCUUCCUCCUGGUCUCCACUCAGCCCUGGUGGGGAAGACAGGUCACCACCAGAGGGCGCUGUCUGUGUGGGUCAGUUGGCUCUGGGUGAUGGGGGGUGGGGGGGGCUGAGGUGCACUUUCUCUAGGGGUCUCUGGCCUCCUUGGUCUGGAUCUGUGGCCAGCCCUGGGGUGCAGGUCGACUGGCCAGGCGCCCGCCACCUCGUGUCCACGUGAUCAGAGUCAGCAGUUCGGGCUGCUCGUCGUUCCCGUAGUGGACAGAGGGGGCGCCACGGGCCGGUCCAUCUUCCGAGGCUGUGGCUGUUACAUGUGACUCCCAAAGCCGGGCAUGCUUAUUUUAAAGAAACGUGGCUUCAAAUGUGAGAACCCUCCUUAGUUGGCCAGUUUUGUGGCUCUUCAAAGACCCGCAGCUUCUGGAGAGCGCCGUGUAUAGGUAAGGCAGACGGACGGCAAGAGCCCCGACUCCAGGGCUCCUGGAUGUAGUGAGUGAGGCCAGCUCGUGUCUCUGUCCCCAGUGGUUUCCCCUGGGCUUGCAGGCGGGAGUUCGUGCCCUGACACCGUGGGACGGGGGGGCGUGGGGAGCAAGGUGAGCUGGUACUCCUGAGCCCUUGAUAGUGAUUUUUGAGAGACUGAGAUCUGGCAGUGGCCUGUGGGGGGCCCUGUGGGUGUUGCGGCCCCAGCCUGAGGCCCGAGGCCCACCACCUCCACCUGGGCCCUGCGCCUGGUUAACCUGUGGACCGGGCAGGUCUGCCCAGCAGGUGGUAUGAGGACGAGUGUGGAUGAGGAGCUACUUCUGUUGCUCCAGAUGGUGGCCUUUUAAAACUUGUCUAUCUAAAUGAUGGGCUUUUACUAGAAUUCAGAUUUGGGCCGGCCCUGCGGGGGUUAAGACGGGCUCUGAUGUCAGACCUCCCCGCUCAGACCCCACCUUCGCCACUGGCCAGCUGUGUCCUGGGUGGGGCGCAUUUAACCCGAGGCUCUUCCUUUCAGUGGGACAGUCCUCCCCUCUCGGGGUCCCUGUGUGAGGAGUACCGAGGCCCCAAAUGGCACGCCUGGUGUCUGAGUAGAUUAACCCAGGUCGGGACGAGACAAUCAUUCCAGUCCACGUCCCCCCACUGUCUUGCCUCCAGGUGUCUGUUAAAGUGCUCCAGGGAGGGCCUCCCUGGUGGCGCACUGUGACGCUAUCUGAAGCAUCUGCAGCACGAGUUCGAUCCCCUGCCAGUCAGGGAGCAACCCACAUGGCACAGCAGACCUCUCCUGUCUCCCCGCUGCUCCCCUCAGCAGUGUAUUGCAGUCAGUCUGCCUGUUCUGCUCCCCACUCUUGUC
Talpa occidentalis (Iberian mole) is the source of this 5032-nucleotide messenger RNA. It is a transcript of the gene NOL9, whose product is annotated as nucleolar protein 9. The record is from RefSeq and is a predicted model, not a curated record. Gene Ontology annotation, molecular function: polynucleotide 5'-hydroxyl-kinase activity. Gene Ontology annotation, cellular component: nucleus. The coding region runs from base 1 to 2103 and encodes 700 amino acids. Lineage: Eukaryota; Metazoa; Chordata; Mammalia; Eulipotyphla; Talpidae. The transcript has 12 exons. Gene Ontology annotation, biological process: cleavage in ITS2 between 5.8S rRNA and LSU-rRNA of tricistronic rRNA transcript (SSU-rRNA, 5.8S rRNA, LSU-rRNA).